AUGGGUGGCUGAACAAUCAUAAUCACGCAAUGGAGGUACAGUAUUGGCUGUUAAGGGGCGCAUUGUUAUGACGUAACGACACAGUUUUCCCGCGGGAUGCCACUGACGCAACUAAAAUACUCAAAAACCUCAACCACUGUUUUCUCGACGAAAACUGUAUCUCUUAUAUUUUCUUUUCACUCUGACCAUUCAUGUUAUCGGUCUACUAUUAUUUAUGUUGAUUUUAAUCCUCGUCUGCUUCUGCGUCGAUGCCAAUUGUGAAAGUUUUGUGACCCUUUUACGCUUUACAUUUUUGGAAUGUCCCUUUGAGUGCUGUCGAGUUCCUCUCCGUUCAUUCCUAGUCGAGCAGGAUGGUUGAUUGAAACGAAUUUGCUGACAACAUGUAAAAUCAGAAGUCCUUCCAAAGUCCAAUAUUUAUUUGUGUGACAAGGCUGUCGUACCAGUGGUUGAAUGUCCCACGGUACCUGAAGCGCGCAUGGCUGAACUACCUGACAGUCAUGUGACGUCGAAUCAUGUGGCGCAGUCACUUCCUACCGAGCGAUCCUUCCUCUGACGCGUUUAUCAUGUCGUCCUGCUGAACAGCCAGCCGCUCAAGCAUGUUUUUACUGAACCACGGCCGGCGGCGCUUGUCUCUCGGGUGCCUGCUUUGCUUGGUGGUGAGAGUGGGAUGUUUGCUGCUCCUCUCCGGAGCUACGACGGCCACCGCUACGGCAGCGGAGGAGAAGGAGGCAGGUCCGUGGUACCAGGACCUCUGCAGCUAUGAAUGGGAGGCAAUCGACCUGGAUAAUAAAAUAAGUUACACCCUCAAGCUGUGCGAUUCGUCUCCGUUGACUACCUGCGGUGAAGGCACUGCUGUCUGCGCCCGCAACCUGACAAGCAAUGUUUACCACUCUGUCGGUGAGCUGUCCCUGCGGAGGCUGUCCGGAACCGUCCUGGAUUACAACAGUACCGUCAAAUGUGAGGGAAAUGACAACUUCAUCCAGACCACCAUCGGCUUCCAGUGUGGGAAAACCAUGGGUACUCCAGAGUUUGUGGCCGUUUCCCAGUGCGUGCAUUACUUUGAGUGGAGGACCUACGUGGCCUGCAGCAGCGACAAGUUCAAACCUCACAAAGAGGUGCCCUGCUUUGUCUUUGACACCGACGGGAAGAAGCAUGACCUCAACCCACUGAUCAAAGUCAGCGGCGGUUACCUGGUAGACGACGGGGACGACAGCGUCGACUUCUACGUCAACAUCUGCCGCAGCCUCAGUGGCGGAGAAACACGCUGUCCGGAAGGUUCUGCCGCCUGCGUGGUUACGAAGAAUGUAGGCUACAACAUGGGCUCUCCCACAAAGCCUUUAGAGCUCCUAUCCAACGACAGACUGAGGCUGCAGUACGACGUGAGCGCCGACGCGACUCCUCCCGUCUUCUGUAACGGACACUCUCCCGCCGUCACCAUCACCUUCAUCUGUCCAUCAAGCAGACAUUCGGGCAGCACUCCAAAAAUGACGGCGGAGGCCAACUGCCGCUACGAAGUGGAAUGGGUGACGGAGUACGCAUGCCACAGGGAUUAUUUGGAGAGCGACACAUGCAAACUCACCAGCCAGCAGCAUGACAUCUCCGUCGACUUGACGCCACUCACCUUGAGCUCUGCAGACCAUCCCUACUAUGCCCAUUCGCCAGACAGCGACGGGACCGGAAGCUACAUUUAUUACUUGAACGUGUGUGGAAAAGUGCCGUCGGACGAAUGCAGCAGCCUGGGGGAGUUUGUUUCCUCCUGCCAAGUGAAGAAGUCGGGCGACGUGAAGAAAGUGGCCGGGAGAUACCAAAACCAGACUCUGCGUUAUUCCGACGGAGAUCUGACUCUGAUCUACCCCGACGGCGCCAAGUGCUCCACCGGCUUCCAGAGGAUGACCAUCAUCAACUUUGACUGCAACAGGAACGCAUCCAAUGGCGGUGUGGGGGCCCCCGUGUUUGCCGGGGAGACGGACUGCACGUAUUACUUUGACUGGCAGACCGCGUACGCCUGCGUCAAGGAGAAAGAGGAUCUUCUGUGUCGGGUUACUGAUGGCAGCAAGCAUUAUGAUCUUUCGCCCCUCACUCGCUUCCCUGGGUCAGAGUUGAGUGGCAACUGGGAGGCGGUGGAUCCCAAAUCCUCCGAGUCAGAUUUGAAGCGCUUCUACCUCAACGUUUGCCACAAAGUCGUACAAACAGGAGGCGCCGAGGGCUGCCCGGAGAGUGCGGCCAUUUGUUCCGUAGACAAAGACCAGAAGAUGAUCAGCCUGGGCAGCUUCCUCUCAUCCCCCCAGAAGACCGAAAAGGGAAACGACAUCAGACUGGUGUACACUGAUGGAGACUUUUGCAGCAAAACCACACGGAUUCAAACUAUCCUGACGCUUAAGUGCAAACCAGGAGAUCUGGAGAGUGCCCCCAUCCUCCGCAGUCUUUCAUCGGAUCGCUGCGUGUACGAGCUGGAGUGGUACACGGCGGCCGCGUGCGUCCUCUCCAAGACGCAAGGGGACAACUGCAAGGUGGAGGACCCGCAGGCCGGCUUCUCUUUCGACUUGUCGCCACUCACCAAAGCUAACGGCGGCUAUUACAACUUGACCAACGACAACUACGACUACUACAUCAACGUGUGCGGCCCGGUCACAGCCGCCACCUGUCCUGAAAAGGCCGGCGCUUGUCAGGUCGAAUCGAGUAGUUGGAGUCUGGGGCAGGCAAACUCACGGCUGUCCUACUAUGACGGCCUUCUCCAGUUGACUUACAGCAACGGCUCGCAGUACAACAACCAGCAACACACGCUCCGAUCCACCCUCAUCUCCUUCCUCUGCGACCCCGAAGCCGGUGCUGGAAAACCAGAAUUCCAGGUGGAAGACAAGUACACAUAUAACUUUCACUGGUAUACAUCGUACGCAUGUCCCGAGAGGCCUCACGAGUGUCUGGUGACCGAUCCAAAAACUUUGGACCAAUAUGACCUGUCCAGCCUGUCUUACCCCUCAUCCGGCAGCAACUGGCAGGCCAUGGACCUGUCCGACUCCGCCGCCCUGCGGAAGUACUACAUCAACGUAUGUCGGCCCAUCAACGCCGUUAAGGGCUGCGACCGCCACGCGUCCGUCUGCCAGAUGAAGUACACAACCACCGAGGGCUACCCGCAAGAAGUGGUGUCUGUAAGUAACAUGGGUGUCUCCAAACGCGGCCCCAUCAUCGAAGGCCGCGACCGGCUGCUGCUGGAGUUCACAGACGGUGCCCCCUGCGAGUCAGACGGCCUAAAGCUGACGUACACCAGCCGAAUCCACCUGGUGUGCACCAGGGGAAUGCUGUCAAUGGGCCCGCGAUUCCUCAUAUACCAGAACUGCACUGCCAACUUCAUCUGGGAGACGAGAGCUGCCUGUGCCAUCACCACUACCAAGAACAGUAGCUGCGCUGUGAUAGAUCCCAACACCGGCCUGGAGUUGAACCUGCAGCCGCUCGCCUCCAAGACCGGAUACAAGACCAGCGGCAACGGAAAGGACUUCUUGCUGAACAUCUGCUCAGAUCAGGCCGAUUGCGGCGCGGGAAUGGCGGGCUGCGAACUGGAAGAAGGUCAUCCCAUCAGCCCAGUGGGGGUGGAGAAGACCCUACAGUACUCCACGGAUGGCCUCCUCAAACUGACAUAUAAGGGACCCCGUGAUGAUUCUACAGCAACGCGGGACACCUUCACCAUUAACUUGGUGUGCGAUGCAAACGCACAUUCGGGAUCAUUGAAGCUACUACGUGAGGACUUGAACACCCUGCCCAGCCACGUGGUCCACGACGUCCUCUUCGAGUUCUCCACCGCACUGGCGUGCGUCCCCGCGCCGGUGGACUGCCGCGUCAUCGAUUCCCGUGGCAACGAGUACGACUUGAGUCACCUGGUCCGAGGCGGAGAGGACAACCCCUGGGUUGCCAUAGAUACGGACGCGGUGAAAUCGCGCAGCUUUUACAUUAAUGUCUGCAGACCCCUCCCCUCUCUGAAGGACUGUCCCGUGGGUCCUUUGGGCGCUUGUGCCGUAAUUGAUGGAGCCAGUUACAGCCUGGGUCUGGUCCAGGCCAGCCCGCAGGUGGCGGAGGACGGCUCCAUCAGCAUCUUGUAUCACCACGGGGACCAGUGCGGCGCGACGUCUCGCUACUCCACACGCAUCAUCUUGCUGUGUGGCGACAGCCCAGGCUCCCCGAUGUUCGACCGGCAGGACGGUUGCGAGUACGUCUUCAUUUGGCGGACCUCCGAAGCCUGUCCCAUCAGGAAGUCGCAAGGUGACGAGUGCCGCGUCCGAGACCCGAGAAGUGGCUUUGAGUUCAACCUGAGCUCCCUGAAGGGCAAAGAUUACCCAGUGAGGAGCGACAAGUACAUCUACCACCUGUCGGUGUGCGGCGGCCUCCAGAGGGGCGUCUGCACCGGCAAAGACACGGGCGACGACACCGUCUCCUCGUGCCAGGUGGACGGAAGCAACCACAAGAUAGCAGGGGUGGCGAACCAGCGUCUGAUCUUCGUGGGAGAUCAGCUGAUCUUGAACUACACCAACGGCGAGACAUGUCACAAGAUCUACCAGCGGUCCACAGAGAUCCACUUCUCCUGCCACCCUGACAUGCACCCUGGGGUGCCAGAAUUCAUCAAGGAGACUCCAGAUUGCACCUACUUGUUCAACUGGGCAACCGCAUUGGCGUGCCUCCCUGUCAAAACCACCAGCUGCUCAUCCCAUGACAGUCAGGGCCACUCCUAUGACCUCUCACCUCUGGCCAUGGAGGCCCGCAACUGGGAGGUGACGGCUUCGACAGAGGACACCAGCAAGAGAUUCUACAUCAAUAUCUGCAGGUCGCUGGUGCCGCAGGGAGGUUCGUGGAAGUGUCCCUCCGGCAGUGCAUCCUGCGUGAAGAUCGGAGACCAAUACGUGAGUCUGGGUCAUGUGACGAGCGGCCCCACGUGGGACACGAGCGUGCUGAAGCUGCAGUACAGCGGCGGCCAAGCCUGUCCUGACGGAGUCCGCAACAGGAGUACCAUCAUUCGCUUCAAGUGCGACAAAGACCAAGUUGACUCUCGUCCAACUCUCAUUUCCGCCAUUGAGGACUGUUUGUACACCUUCGUGUGGUUAACGGCCGCUGCCUGCCCAUUGAACAGCAGCCAGCACGACGGCUGCAGAGUCGCCAAUCCAGCUACAGGUCACUUGUUUGACCUGAACAGCCUGAGACGGGAUGGCGGUUACACGGUGUACGACCACGACAACCACAGCAGGAUGUUCCGCGUCAACAUUUGCGCGGACAUGGCCAACGCCGGCUGUAACCCAGGAACCGCGGUGUGCAUUAAAGACGUCAACACUGCGCUGAGCGGUGGCCAGACCAGUGGGAAACUCUCGUACAAGGAUCACGUGGUGGAGCUGAUGUAUGAGGGAGGAAGUCCAUGCCCCGCCAAUCCCGCCCUCAAGCACAACACCGUCAUCCACUUCAUCUGCCGACCACCCAGUAUGAGCUCUGCCCUACCGGCACCAGUCCUCAUUGACUCCAACGCAGACACGUGCACGCAUUUGUUUGCCUUCCACACUCACCUUGUGUGCGAGCAGCCUGUCACAUGUUCUGUCCGGAACGGCUCCAACACGAUUGACCUAUCUCCUCUGAUCCACUUCACUGGAUACUACACCGCCACAGACGACGCGGUGGACGAAAAUGAUGACUCUCCAGACUUUUACAUCAACAUUUGUCAGCCUCUGAACCCCAUUCCCGGUGUCACCUGCCCGCCUGGCGCCGUAGUCUGUAUGGACCCAGACAACGGACCCCCAAUUGACAUCGGGCGGACGACGAGCGGCCCUCAGAUCAGCGCCACGGGCGAUGUGUCCAUCACUUAUUUCAGCUCCACCCGAUGUGCUUCGAACCUGGCACAAAACUACACCUCCACCAUCAUCUUCACCUGCCAGCGAGGCGUGGAGCUGGGAUCCCCGCACAUGCUGAGGCUGCAGGGCUGCGUUUACGUUUUUGAAUGGGCGACCCCUAUCGUGUGUUCUGAUGCCACCCACACCAGCGGAUGCAAACUGGUUGACACUCAGCUGCAGUACACUUUUGACUUGUCGACGUUGACAGGCCAAGUGCAGGUUCCGCUGGACACCUCCACCAGCUACCUCAUCAAUGUGUGCAGCUCGGUGGCCGAGCCCACUUGCAACGACGCCGCCAUUUGUCGCGUGGCGGGCUCGGGCAAAUCGGCGGUGUCGUUCGGCAUCAGCAAGGCCAUGACCAUGGAUUUCAAGCACGAAGAGCAAGCCGUGCUGAUGCAGUACGGCGGCGGCGAUCCGUGCCCACCCAUGACGCAUGAAGGUGAGCCGUGCGUGUUCCCCUUCACGUUCAUGAAGCGGUCGUACACUGAAUGCACCACGGAUGACAGGACCGAUGGCAAAAAGUGGUGCGCCACGACCGGCAACUAUGACAAGGAUAAAAAAUGGGGCUUCUGCGAGCCAGCCUCUGCCAAGCGCCGGUCGUCCAUCCUGUUUACCUGCGACCCGUCCGCGGGGCACGGCUCCCCGCAGCUGUUGUCGGAAACGGCGGGAUGCUCGGCAACCUUCCAGUGGCGAACGAGCGCCGUGUGCGCCCCGCGGAAGAUGGAGUGCAAGCUGGUCAGUCAGCAUCAAACCUUCGACCUGCGAGGCCUCUCUUCCAUCACAAAGCCGUGGAAGUUCAACCACGACGGCGACUCGUAUUUCGUCAACCUGUGUCAGGGGAUUCAUAUAGGACCGCCGGGUUGUGACGAGGGGGCCACCGUGUGUCGGCACGCGGCAGACGGAACCACACAGACGCUGGGCCGCGUCCACACUCAGAAGAUGAGUUACAAGGACGCCAUGAUUUCGGUCAACUAUUCAGCCGGCGACGCCUCUUGCGGUAACGGCGUGCCAGCAAAGACGGAGAUCCAGCUGAGUUGCGGCACCACUCUCGGACACCCGGCCAUCAUCAACAUCGACAGGGCAUCCUGCCUCUUUGUGAUCGGCUGGGAGACCCGCUUGGCAUGCGCCGUCAAGCAGCGUGAGGUCGAGAUGGUCAACGGCACCAUUCAGAACCCCAACACGGGCGCCCGCCUCAGUCUCGGGGAGCUUUAUUUCAGUCCGCACCAAGCCUCCGGAGACAUCAGAGAUAACGGCGACCACUACAUCUACCACAUCCAACUGUCCGGGCUCACCAACAGCUCUCUGCCCACCUGCGUGGGCGCCAACAUAUGCCAGGUCAAACUCAACGGAGCCUACAGACGGCGGAUCGGAUCCUCCAGCAAGGCCAAAUAUUGCAUUAAAGGUGGCAACCUGGACGUGACGGUGUCCUCGGACUCGACGUGCGGGCGCGAGAGAACCAAAACGGCGUCGUCCACCAUCAUGUUUCAGUGCAACCCGACGGCUGGCGUGGGCAUCCCCAAGUUCAUGCGGGAGACUGACGAGUGCCAGUACAUGUUCGUGUGGCACACCGACGCCGUGUGUGGCCUCACGACUGUGGACACACAGACGCAAGAUGACGAAGACAGCGACCUCCCGGCUCUUUCCAGGAGGAGUCAGGUGUUGGCCGUGUUGCUGAGCCUCCUGAUGGCGGGCGUGAGCGUUUGUCUACUCGCGCUGGUGCUGCGCAAGCGAGAGCGAAGAGAAUUGAUGAUGCAGAAGGUGGCCGGCUGCUGCAGGAGAGGCAACCAGGUCUCCUAUAAAUAUUCCAAGGUGAACAUGGACGAAGAUGCGGGCGAAGACGAGAUGGAGUGGCUGAUGGAGGAACUCGAGGCUCCUUCUGCGACCUCUUCCACUUUGUCCUUCUCCUCUUCGCAACGGGGCCGCAGUCACCAAAGCAACGGGCACAUCAAAACCAAGCCGGUCAACACGGACGGCCUUCGUUCCUUCUCGUUGGACGAGCAGGAGGACGACAGCGAGGACGAGGUGCUCAGCGUUCCCGGAGUGCGUGUGGUCAAGUCAUCCAUCGCCCAUCGCAGCGUUUUCCUGCAGGAGGAGAGCGACGAAGAUCUGGUGGGCCUCCUGGAUGAGCCCGAACGAAAGCGUAGGAGCCAGAAAGCUCGCUCGGCGGCCGGCCGCCACAAUAACAACGCGGCACCUAAAGCCAAGCGGGAGGACGACGACGACAACAGCGAUGAGGACCUCCUGCGGGUGUAACUCACCCUCCGGGACUGCACUCUCUCUCUCUCUAUCUCUCUCUCUUGCUCUCUCUCAAUCUCUUUCUCAGUGAAUGUCGCCAUAGAAACGCCCUCAGCAUUACUGACACUUCCUCCCACCCCCUUUUUGCUGCCAUUUUGUUAUUUAUUGAUUGCUCCCGUUUAUUUAAAAAGUGUUUCCUCACCGUUGCUCUGGAAGCGAUCAUGAUGGGCAAGUUGGCCACCGGGCGCCACGUUUGUCCACAACGGUGUUGUUUUUUUUUUGAUUGUAGCCGUGCCAUUCCGUUAGCACUUUAUCUCAAAGCGAGUGUCUCUUUGCAGAUUGUUUAAGACUGAAGGUUGUACGCGGCAGCAAAUGUGGCGCAGCAAAUGGUUCGAGCGGCCGUGAAAACGACGAAUACACUCUCGACGUAGGCGGUGAAGGUUAGUCGUCGUCCGGCUUUAAAGGGAAUAAAGAUGCUCGGGUGUCAGAUUGUUUACGCUCAACAUAACAUGCUAAUAUUUACGCCCCCUGAAAAGAGAACGUGAGGCUUUUUUUUUUUUUUUUUUUAAAGAUUGUUCUCGCAUUUUCGUGCUCAGUCUAGACGAUCCGUUUGUUUGUUUGUUAUUUUACGAUUAUUUAAGCGUGAUUCUACGAACAGAUGUCAGGUGAACGUUCUCAGAGUGGCCUUGUGAGUAAAGUUGCCCUGUCAAAGCCAUAUUUCUACGCCUGUUGUCAUUGCUUUUUGGUUGCGCUGUCAAAACGGUCGUCAAAUGUGUAUUUUUCCCCACACAUAUUUUGGGGUGAAAAUGCCAGCUAAAUGAUGACGACUCACAAUUUUUUUUUUCCUCUGAAAAUCAAAGUAAUCAAGGGUUGACCACUUCAUCAAAUAAUUGCCUCCGACACAUAAACGCUCCCCGUUUCCACUUGAAUAAACGCCUCAGCCCACAUAAUCACUUCAGUAAAUAAAUGGCACACUUCAGAUAAACAAAAAAAUAUAUCACUUGAGGAAAUAAAUACCCUGUCUUCACCAAGGAAAAGAAUAAAUCGAUGAUCAGUUGUUGGCCACUUGAGAAAAUAAAUGCCUCACCUCAAACAAAUUAUUUAAACUAUUUUAUCACUUUUGAAAAAAAAUGUUGGCAUUUGAGUAGACAUAAGAAAUGCCGAGUACGUUUCAGUGACGAAGCUUCAAAGCGUUAAUGUUGACCAGUAUUUAUUCAACAUUUCAAUGAAUAAAUUCGGUAUUAUCGUCAAAUCUGUGAGGAAGUCUAGCUUUGGUACGUGAAUAUGUUUGGUACUGUCGCAACAAUGUGAAAAAAUUGCGGGGAUUCACCCAUGCAUUGUCUGAGAUUUUGAAAAGGGGGAGAAAAAAAUUUGGGGGAGAAAAGCACAAGUGCAAUCAUAAUCACCAUCCUGCUUUUGUCGUCUCAAGUUUGUGCUUGUUUUCCUAUCGAAAAGAACCUCCAUGUACUGAUGUCUUGAAAGUUUUGAUUUUUAUUUUUUUUGGAAUGAACACCUCAUGAAUGAC
This is a messenger RNA of Hippocampus zosterae (dwarf seahorse), 9621 nucleotides long. It is a transcript of the gene igf2r, whose product is annotated as insulin-like growth factor 2 receptor. Bases 597 to 8114 code for a protein of 2505 amino acids. NCBI's taxonomy places the organism in Eukaryota, Metazoa, Chordata, Actinopteri, Syngnathiformes, Syngnathidae. Gene Ontology annotation, biological process: lysosomal transport. The record is from RefSeq and is a predicted model, not a curated record. Gene Ontology annotation, molecular function: signaling receptor activity; D-mannose binding; insulin-like growth factor binding. The transcript has 51 exons. Gene Ontology annotation, cellular component: late endosome; plasma membrane; trans-Golgi network.